Molecule: messenger RNA, 982 nt
Organism: Cuscuta epithymum
Lineage: Eukaryota; Viridiplantae; Streptophyta; Magnoliopsida; Solanales; Convolvulaceae
Source: the annotation of a GenBank genome assembly
CGGUGGGCAAAGCUUCUAAAUUUAGUCACCGCUCAUAUCGGUGGCCUCCCCUAUAAAAACCAAACCCUCCCUCUUCUUCAAUUCUCAUACUCAAUCCUUCAAGUCCAUCAUCUCUCUUCUCUUCCUCCUCUAAUCCCAAAACAAUCCAUUUCAUUAAACCCCAAGAAAUGGCUUCUUCAAUCAAACUCUCUUUGAUUGUCUUCUUUGCCUGCUCCCUUUUCCUUCAAGGCACUUUGGGGGAGAUCAUAUGUGAGGAAUUGCCCAAAGAAAAUUGUGCAUUUUCGAUCGCGUCAUCGGGGAAGCGGUGUCUAUUGGAGAGCUCGCCGAACGGCGAAGGGGGGGUGGAAUUCCAAUGCAAGACGUCGGAGGUGGUGGUGGGAAUGAUGGCGGAGUACAUAGAGACCGAUGAUUGCGUCGCGAAAUGUGGCGUUGAUCGGAACUCGGUCGGACUAUCAUCGGAUUCCUUGAUGGAGACCGAAUUCACCAAAAAGCUUUGCUCCUCCGAAUGCCACCAAAACUGCCCCAACAUCGUUGACCUUUACUUCAACAUGGCUGCUGGCGAAGGGGUCUAUUUGCCGGAGCUGUGUGAGAAUCUAAAGAGCAGCCACCACCGAGCGAUGACCGAGUUGUUGAGCAGCGGUGCCGUUGAUACCGUGGCUAAUGGUCCUGCCGCUGAUGGUCCUAACGGGUAUUCAAAUGCCGCCUUCGACGCCGCCGCCGCCCCUGCGGAUUCUCCUACUUCUAUCUAAUACUUCGUAUUAUAAAAAUAUUUGUCGCAGUUCAGAUAUCCUCAUAUAUGUAUUUUUAUUUCCUGCACGGCUUCUUAUAUGUUACGGAGUAUAUGUUAUAGAGAAUAUGUAGUGCCCAGCUGUACUGUUUGUUUAUGAUGAUGAGGACGAUGAUGAAGAGAUUAUAUAUGUGCGUGCUUUAUAAUAUUAAUGUGUGUUUGAUCAAUAUGUAGUUCGUUCACCCUUUUUAUUUA